This is a messenger RNA of Osmerus eperlanus (European smelt), 6600 nucleotides long. It is a transcript of the gene kdm3b, whose product is annotated as lysine (K)-specific demethylase 3B. The record is from RefSeq and is a predicted model, not a curated record. Bases 329 to 5839 code for a protein of 1836 amino acids. Gene Ontology annotation, biological process: regulation of transcription by RNA polymerase II. Gene Ontology annotation, cellular component: chromatin; histone deacetylase complex. The transcript has 25 exons. Gene Ontology annotation, molecular function: chromatin DNA binding; histone H3K9 demethylase activity; transcription coregulator activity. NCBI's taxonomy places the organism in Eukaryota, Metazoa, Chordata, Actinopteri, Osmeriformes, Osmeridae.
UUUCCUAGGCUUCUCUCCGCAGUGUUGCUACGAGGAGUGCGUUUGAUUGUUACACAGCUCAAUGGCGGAUAAAGCGGGACAGUUGUAAGAAGGACAAUAACACUUCGGCUUCGCUGUGUUUCUGGCGUGACUACGUCCGCCGCUAAGCGCCCUACUACACUAGGGGCUCCGGUGCACGGAGCAAAGUUGCGGUACCAGAGGUUCUGCUUACAAUUUGGGCUCGAUAAACUGACCAGCUGUCUUGCAGCUACUAGCAUCAGAGUUCCCGAGCAAGGAAGUUGCUCUUUCAUGUUGGCUAGCGAACGUUAGCGAGCUAGCUGGUGAAAUAAUGGGAGACUCGCUCGAGUUGAUUGGGAAGCGUCUUAUUUUACUCCUUAACGAUGGAAGGUCCAGCGCUGGAGCCGAACCGGAGAAAGCCAUUUGGGCUCGGGACUGGCUCCAGGGUACAGUACGGGCGGUCAGCGUCAUAGGUUUGGCCAGUCCGGGAAUCGAGGUGAGCGGAGGAGAGGCGACAACAAACACAGCUUCAUCGGGGCUAACGGUGUUUAUGGAGUUUGAAGACAGCGUGGGGGGGAAGCGGACCUGGGUGCAGGUGUACGGGGAGGCUGUCAGCGCUGUGUUGGUUGAGGACUCUAUUGUCUGGGCCACACGGAGCGCGACUAACCCCUCCCUGCCUGCUGGCGCCCCACCCACCCCCUGGCCUGCCCUGGCCUUCCGAUCCUUGGUGGACCGCGUAGGGCUCGGCCCCCUGGUUCCUGUGGAGUUCCUGGGAAGCAGAACCCUGGAGUUCCUCGCUGAUGGAAGUUCUCUCCAGAGGUUUGAGGUGGAGAAGGAUGUGGGACACCCCCUGCUCCUGGAGAAGCCCCUCCUCCAGGCUGCUGUCUCCCUCUGGCUCAGUGACUACGAGCUGCAGGAGAUCCUCCGCAAGGGCUCCUUCACCAUCCAGGGCCGCAGGGUACAGGUGUACCAGCCUGAGCCUGAGGAGCCCUGGGCCCUGGGCCUGGUCUCCCAGCACGACCCUGUCUCUCACAUCAUGGAGAUCACCAUGGACAAGGGGGAGGAGAGCCAGGUGGUCGACCCCCGUGUGAUCCAUGUCAUGCUGGCUGAAGAUGAGGAGGGGAAGACCAGCCGCAGGAGGAAGGAGAGCGAGGCGCUGAAGGGAGAGAGCGGCCGCAGGCGCCGCACCUCCUCCGGGGGCGAGGAGGACGUCACCCUCAAACGCUUCAAGGCUGCCGGAAACGACGUGGCCGACAGCAGCGAAUCACAGCAGGCCUCCAAGGAGGGGGCGGGGACUUGGGGCGGAGAGACGGGGGGAGGAGGAAGAACGAACAGUCACAGCAACAAUGUAAGUUCGUCUGAAGCGUCUUCCACCCAAGGCCACUCCUCCCCCAACUCCAUUUCCUCCUCCCCCCAGAUGGACCAAUCACACGCCCCGCUUCGCUUCCUCCCCGCCCACACCAAGGAGAACGGCCGGCCCCUCCUCCUGCAGGGCGGCGCUGACUCCACCACCCCCACCCCGCCCCCUCUCAAACCCGCCCCCUCCCUCUUCUCCAACUCCUCGUUCCCUUCCCUGGGCCAGAUGCCCAGCCUGGUCCCUGGAUCCCCGGCCGCCAAGCCCCCCUCCGCCCCCGACCCCGACAGAGAGGACCCCCCCCAGGCAGCCCACCCCAGGACGGCCGCUCUGGUGUCCCCUGGACCCGUCUCCUCCCCCUCCCCCCUGGGCAUCGCCCCCAGCGUAGGCCUCUCUGCCCCACUCCCUCGUGGAUUUACCCCCCAGCCUCCUUCCUGGGGGGCUGCGCCCAGCCAAACAGAGAGUUCUAAGAACCCCGUCCUGGCCGCGGCCGGCUUCCGAGCGCCGCAGUCCAAGCCCGCAGGUUCUGCUGUGUUCGGAGGGAGGAGCUCUCAGACCAACGGAGGGUCCCACCCUGCCGCCCCCUCCCCCGCCGCCCCCUCCUCCGCCCAGGAACAGAGAGCGUUCGGGUUCCCCUUCGCCUCCGCGGGGCCCAAGACCGAGGACCAGCCUUCGCAGCACAACGACCAGAACCUGUUCUUCCAGUGCAUGACCCAGAACCCCGGCACUGCUCCGGGUCCUGCUGCAGGUCCGGCCCAGUCUAAAGACACCAACUACUUCACAGCCGUGUCGGAGAGCCUGGGGAAGGAACCCCCCAGCCUGUUCAAGCCCCCCCGGCCCAGCGAGGGACCCAGGACUCCGGUUCUGGGCCAGCCCUCCCCGGGCCUGUUUGGGUCGGGCCAGCUGAAAGAGCAGUCCAAGGCUCCAGAGUCCCAGACGCCCACAGGCAACGGGGUUGCGAGCAAGGCCUUCCCCGGGGGUCUGGGUUCUGGGUCCGGGGGGAUGAGGAGCUCCGCUCUGGGCAUGGGGGGGCUAGGCACUCCCCUGGGUUUGGCCUCCGGGCCCCUGGUGGGGGCUAGCCGGGCAGGGACUAACGGGGGUGCUGCUGUGGGGGGGUUGGGUCUGCUCUCAGGCACCAAGUCCUCUGACUCCCACCAGAACCUGUUCCUCCAGGGCUCCCCCUCAAAGGAGCCCUCCAACCCCUUCCUGGCCUACGGGGACAAGCCCUCCCCCAGCCCCUUCGGGGUCCUCUCCGCCCCCAGCCCUGGACCAGGGCUGUCUGGGGCCCAGCCAGAGACGCUAGGGCCCUCGGACAGCAAGCCCAACCUCUUCACCAUGGCAGAGCCCCCCAAAGGCCUCCUGACCUCCUCCUCCCCCCCCUCUGGCUUCCCCCAGAGGGGCCAGGAGACAGAGGGGUCCAAGCCCAAGGAUGAGCACACUUCCCUGGGGUCCGGGGAGGGGGAUGACGGGCCCUCCUCCACCUCCAUGUUUGGUGCUGUGGUCCCGGGGCCCAGCGAGGACUCUUCCCUGGACUUGGACCACAAGUUCCCCCUGGAGGAGCGCGGCCAGGGGGCCAAGCGCGACUCGGACUCCAGUGACAACAGCGACCUGUCUGACCUGAGCGAGGCGGAGGAGGGGAUGGGUCGGGGCUCAGCCGGGGGGCCCCAGGGGCCCAGCAAGGAGGGGGCUCUGAUGCUCCAGAAGAUCAAGGGCCCUGGGGCCCCCAAGACCAGACCCCGCAACAAACCGUUCAAAGUGGGCCAGUCGGUGCUGAAGGACGUGACGAAGGUGCGUCGUCUGAAGCAGUCGGGGGAGUCCUUCCUCCAGGACGGCUCCUGCAUCAACGUGGCUCCUCACCUGCACAAGUGCCGGGAGUGCCGCCUGGAGCGCUACCGGAAAUACAGGGAGCAGGAGCCGGACGACGACGACCCCAACGUGGCCUGCCGCUUCUUCCACUUCCGCAGACUGGCGUUCACCAGGAAGGGCGUGCUGCGUGUGGAGGGCUUCCUGAGCCCCCAGCAGAGCGACGCCAUGGCGAUGGGCCUGUGGCUGCCGUCCCCGGCCGUGCAGGAGGGCCUGGACCUGGACACGUCCAAGUACAUCCUGGCCAACGUGGGGGACCAGUUCUGCCAGCUGGUCAUGUCUGAGAAGGAGGCCAUGAUGAUGGUGGAGCCUCACCAGAAAGUGGCGUGGAAGCGGGCUGUGCGUGGCGUGAGGGAGAUGUGUGACGUGUGUGAGACCACGCUGUUCAACAUCCACUGGGUGUGCAGGAAGUGCGGCUUCGGGGUGUGUCUCGACUGUUACCGCCUCCGCAGGAACAAGCCUCAGGAGGACGUGGAUGAAGGCCCAGAGGAUGAGGUGUUCUCCUGGCUGAAGUGUGCUAAAGGACAGCCUCACGAGCCCCAGAACCUCAUGCCCACACAGAUCAUCCCUGGCACAGCUCUCUACAACAUAGGAGACAUGGUGCACUCUGCCCGGGGCAAAUGGGGCAUCAAGGCCAACUGCCCCUGCACCAGCCGACACACCAAGCCUCUGGUGCGCCCCAGCGCCCCCAACGGGAUAGCACAGGGUUCGGGCCCUGCCUCCGCCCUGGGCAGCAGAGGUUGCAGCGGGGGGGCUACAACCUCUAAACCAGAGGGGGAGUCGACGGUGAUGGUGAAAACAGAGCCGCCCCACACAGCGAUGUCUUCAGACGGAGGGGGGGCUCUGGGGGGGCUCAGCCACCCCUCCGGCAGUUCUGCUACCUUCGCCCACGCCCCCCAGACCCCCAUGCCCCCUAAGGACCCCCGACCCCCGCCCCCUGGGGAGGGGACGUCCUCCCCUCUCCACUGGCUGGCCGACCUCGCCACUCAGAAGGGCAAGGCAGAGGACAUGAAAGAGCACGGCUCGCUACGUUCCAUGAUGAACAGGGAGAACAGCUCUCCCUUUGUCCUGGACUCGCUCAGUGCCCUGUCCAAGCCUUCCUCCUCUUCCAGCCCCAAGCUCUUCAACAGCCUGCUUCUGGGCUCUGGUUCUGCCCAGCACAAACCUGAAGGCUCCAGUCUCAGAGAUCUGCUUAACUCUGGGCCUGGCAGGCUUCCCCAGGGUCCUGGAGAGAGUGGGGUUCCCUUCCCCUCUGUGUUCUCUACUUCUGGCGGGGGUGACAAGCUGAAGGGCAGCCUACCUAACUUCCUGGACCACAUCAUCGCCUCCGUGGUGGAGACCAAGAAGACAGAGGGCCGUCGGCAGGCGGGGGAUGGAGGUGGGGAGCUGGGAGCGGGCGGUGUGGGGCGCAGGGACGGGGGCGUGAUGGGCCUCAGCGUGCUGGACCCCCACACCUCACACACCUGGCUGUGUGACGGGCGCUUGCUCUGCCUGCAGGACCCCAGCAACAGCAACAACUGGAAGAUCUUCAGGGAGUGCUGGAAGCAGGGACAGCCUGUGCUGGUGUCCAGCAUCCACAAGCGUCUGAACGGGGGGCUGUGGAAGCCUGAGGCCUUCAGCCAAGAGUUUGGGGACCAGGAUGUGGACCUGGUCAACUGCAGGAACUGCGCCAUCAUCUCAGACGUUAAGGUCCGGGACUUCUGGGACGGCUUCCAGAUCAUCUCCAAGCGUCUGCAGGGUAACGAUGGGCAGCCCAUGGUGCUGAAGCUGAAGGACUGGCCUCCAGGGGAAGACUUCAGGGACAUGAUGCCCACACGGUUUGAUGACCUGAUGGACAACCUGCCCCUCCCAGAGUACACUAAGAGGGACGGGCGGCUCAACCUGGCUUCCCGUCUGCCCAACUUCUUCGUUCGUCCCGACCUGGGUCCCAAAAUGUACAACGCUUAUGGUCUGAUCUCCACGGAGGACAGGAAGGUGGGGACCACCAACCUCCACCUGGACGUGUCAGACGCCGUCAACGUCAUGGUGUACGUGGGGAUACCUCUGGGGGAGUCGGACACCGAGCAGGAGGCAGACAUCACUGGAUGUGCAGAGGUGAUGACCACCAUCGAGGAGGGGGAUGUGGACGAGAUGACGAAGAGGAGGGUGUACGAGGCGAAGGAGAAGCCGGGAGCUCUCUGGCACAUCUACGCUGCCAAGGAUGCAGAGAAGAUCCGCGAGCUGCUCCGCAAGGUGGGAGAGGAGCUGGGCCAGGAGAACCCUCCGGACCACGACCCCAUCCACGACCAGAGCUGGUACCUGGACCAGGUGCUCCGGAGGAGGCUGUACGAGGAGUACGGCGUGCAGGGCUGGGCCAUCGUCCAGUUCCUGGGAGAUGCCGUGUUCAUCCCCGCGGGCGCUCCCCACCAGGUUCAUAACCUGUACAGCUGUAUCAAGGUAGCGGAGGACUUUGUGUCUCCAGAACAUGUGAAACACUGUUUCAGACUGACGCAGGAGUUCCGACACCUCUCCACCACCCACUCCAACCACGAGGACAAACUACAGGUGAAGAACAUCAUCUACCACGCUGUGAAGGACGCCGUGGGGACCCUCAGGGCACAUGAACCCAAACUAGCUCGUUCCUAAUGUCCUCUACAGCAGGUGUGCUCUCACACACACACAGAGUGGCACUGGUGACUGGGCAGAGUGGACUUAAAGCUGAUUGCGGGCUGACACCCAACGCUUAUACUGGGGUGGUGUGUGUGGGGGGGGGGUUAUAGUCAAAGCUUGGAUGGGAAAAGUACUUAAUCGCUUUUAUACGGCAACACAAAAGUUCAAAUAUGCCUAGUUGUUUCCAAAUUCACCUUUGAUUAUUAACUGUAUUUAACGUCAGUUGUCCUGUUAGUUGUUCUGGUUGUGUGAGAGAUGUCAGGCUGAAGAGAAAAAGACCUUCCUAAAAUAGUAUUUGAAAACACGGUUAUGAUUUACUUAGGGUGCACUUGAUUUUGGUAAACCUGCUCAGUAAAACUAAUGGAAGGGUUCUGGAACUCAUAAGGUGAAUCCUGUUCAGUUUAGGGCAGUUUGUUUUACCGCCCAGUGCAGUCUGGAGGUGAGCUGACGAGCCUCCGGAGCCAGGGAGGCUCUGCUUGUGUGUAAACAGUAUCUGACUAAUGUGAACACAGGACUGUUUGUCUCUCUUCCUGUUAAUAGUUUUCCUUCACUCCACCCACCUGUGUGUGUGUGUGUAGACUGUUUUCUUUAAGUUGGGUUUUAAACAAACUGAUAGACUCCUUCCCCCAGCCCGAGGUGGAAUCAGACCUGUGAAACUGCAGACGUGAAGGGAAAUAGACCAAAGUUUUGUAUUUUUAGUUUGUCAUGUUAUCAAUUAAAAGCGAGGAUUUCUUUCA